Messenger RNA from Cooperia oncophora, 417 nucleotides. The record is from the annotation of a GenBank genome assembly. NCBI's taxonomy places the organism in Eukaryota, Metazoa, Nematoda, Chromadorea, Rhabditida, Trichostrongylidae.
AUGUAUUACGCAUUUCAGCGGGAAGUUCUGGUCUACGAAGUUAUAAACGUGGCCAAAAGGGAAGAUCCUCGCUCGGCUGACCAUAUAUUGCAUAUGGUUGACAAGGGAUAUAAUCAAUACUUCAAAUACAUUAUUAUGCCGUAUACAGGCAAAUCUCUAGAUUACAUAAAGGAGACUGUUAUGAAAAGCGAAUUUGCCCAGGCCCACUACAGCGAUCAGAUCGCUGUCAAAACAUCAUUGCCUUUGAAAAAUCUACACGAGUUAGGCUAUAUUCAUCGAGAUGUAAAGCCGGACAACUUCGUCGUCGGCAGGUCAGAGACAACCUUCAUUCAGUUGCUUCUAACGACAAGGUAUACGCAAAAAAAUAGGGUUCAUCGAGCUAUUCGGUACCAACUACUUGCCUUGGGCUCAAAUUGA